GUGGAGGUAAAGCAGACUAAAUAUUUGUAGGAUAGUCCACAGGCUACAGCACUACAGCAGCAGUUCCACUUUUGUUCAUGGUUAUGUUGCAUGAAAUUAUGAGGGCCAUGUUUUGCCACUAGAAGGGCCUAGAAGUUGGGUCUCGCGACUACUGAGUACUGUAUCGUUUUGCUGUCAUCGCGUGGGUUAAGAGAUUCAACAGAUUGUACUGAACGUUUGUCGUUUAAUUGACAUUCGUCAGUUCUGUCAGGCUCAGUGUUCGCCACUUAUUCUUCCAAUCUCAUUGUCGUCCCUAUCAUUGGCUGAACACGUGUAUAUCGACUCGAAAUUUCGCAUAUUAAAAUGGUGCCAAUUAUUAACUUCAAGGAGGGAUUAUCAUUUGCCGGAUUUGUUGUGAUUGGCGUAAAUUUCCUUAUUUCCGGAUUAUUGAUUAACUUUGUUCAACUUUUACUGUGGGUUUGUUUAAAACCUCUCAGUCCUUUUUUGUUCCGCAAACUUAAUUAUUAUUUCACUUAUGCAGUUUGGGGCCAAAUGGAGUUUCUUGCAGAGUGGUGGUCGAGUUCUACAUGCACAAUCUAUACUGAUGAUCAGACAUGGGAAAAAUUGGGUAGUGAACAUGCAGUCCUCCUACUCAACCAUUCAUAUGAAGUAGAUUGGCUAUUUAGCUGGUUUUUCUGUGAGCAUGUUAGGAUGUUAGGGGGUGCCAAAGCAUUGGUUAAAAAAUCCUUCAAGAAAGUACCUAUUAUUGGAUGGACAGCCUUUUUUUCAGAAAAUGCAUUUCUGGAGAGGAGCUGGGAAAAAGACAAGACAACAUUAGAGAACCAAUUAUCUGAGAUGACUAACUGUCCUGAUCCUGUCAUGUUACAUUUGUUUGCUGAGGGAACAAGAUAUACUCCAGCUAAGCAUGCAGCAUCUGUUGAAUUUGCUCAAAAAACGGGCCUUCCACCUUUGAAACAUUUGUUGGUUCCUCGUACAAAGGGUUUUGUUUCGUCAAUUGAAAAGCUUAGGGGGAAGUUCCCUGCAAUCUACUGUGCUACUAUGGUGUUUGAUAUUAAAGAAGCUGCUGCGCCUGUGUUCAAAAGUUUAGUACUUGGCCGCCCUAUCGCAGCCGAAGUAUUAAUUGAGCGCAUACCUCUUGACGACAUUCCAGAGGAUAGCGAUAAAGCAGCUAAUUGGCUACAUCAGAACUUCCAUCAUAAAGAUAAAAUGAUUGACAUCUUCAAGACCGAAGGACAAUUUCCGUCUUCUCUUCCCGGUCAUCACUUCAGUGGUCCCAUUCGCAGUCAUUAUCGUCCAAGACGUCUUUGGACAUUGCUAACUAUUUUCAUUACAUCUUGUUUAACCCUUCCUCCUGUGUUAAAUGCUUUCUACUCGCUGUUCUGCUCUGGAUUCGUUAACAUCGUGAUAGGAGUUGUUUUAUUAGGACUAGUGAUCGUCGCGUUGCUCAAGUUGAUGGAUCUUAGCAGUGCUAGCAAGGGAUCAGAAUAUGGACACAGUCCUCGUACCAAGACAAACUGAACUAUAUUUCAAGAAAACAUCACACAAAUUUUGUUACAUUACGAAAAGUUGUUUGAUGACUAGAAGUUGCACAUGCUGCUAAUUUUGCUACUGAUUAAUUCUGGAAGUUAGACUUCUUGGAUCAUUUGGAUGCCUUUAACCUUCUAUUUCGAACGCUAAUCUGUGGUGUUCAAUGUUAUUUUUUUUUCUUGCUUUGUUUAAAGAAUUCAAAAAUGUUUUGAGACAUUUAUUGUUAUUGAUUGAUUUCCUUACGCGUCUUACAAAGAAAGCGUUCGAAAUUAUACUCUAGUUUGUCAUAAAAUGAAUCUAUUUGAUUUAGAACGGGAGCUAUAACAUGUUAUACUUGGAAGAAUAAAGUUGAAAAAAAAUU
This is a messenger RNA of Daphnia pulicaria, 1888 nucleotides long. RefSeq names its product 1-acyl-sn-glycerol-3-phosphate acyltransferase gamma-like. The transcript has 9 exons. Lineage: Eukaryota; Metazoa; Arthropoda; Branchiopoda; Diplostraca; Daphniidae. Gene Ontology annotation, molecular function: 1-acylglycerol-3-phosphate O-acyltransferase activity. Gene Ontology annotation, cellular component: endomembrane system. The record is from RefSeq and is a predicted model, not a curated record. The coding region runs from base 343 to 1518 and encodes 391 amino acids.